Messenger RNA from Cicer arietinum (chickpea), 2068 nucleotides. RefSeq lists its product as uncharacterized. The record is from RefSeq and is a predicted model, not a curated record. Lineage: Eukaryota; Viridiplantae; Streptophyta; Magnoliopsida; Fabales; Fabaceae.
AACCAAUGCAUAUAAAAUUAAUAUGUCUCCUUAAUAAUUUCAAAUGUAAAAGUUUCCUUAUAAAUUGAGAUGAGUUGCUAUAUAUUAUAAGACACAGCAAAAAAGAGGCAUAGAAGUGGUAGAGAAAAAUGGAAGUUAUUGAAAAUCAGUGGAAUAAUGAAGCUGAGAAUGAGAAUGAGGUUGAAGAAAUUAACUUGCAAAGAAAGCGAAUUAUCCGGCACAAUAGCAGCAGCAACAGCAGUAGCAGCAAUAGUAGCAGUUCAGAUAAGGACAUAGAAGUCAAAGGUGGAGGGCUAGAUUUCAUUGAAUCUGAAACAAAGCCAAAAUUUGAAGUGGUGAUAGCAGAAAAAAAUGCUGAAAUGAUAAUCCAAAAAGAGGAUAUGGAGAAAGACACAAUUUUACCUGCUUCUGAUCCUCCUCUUCCUGAGGAUUCUACUUAUUUGACCAAUGUGACAAAUGAAAGUGGGAAAAUUAAUGUAAUAAAAGAAAAUGAUCAAGAAAAGCAAGAAUUGUAUUUGGAAAAUGUGUUUGAGAAACCACCAACACAUGGAUUCUAUUGUCCAAAUUGUAAUGUUUGUAUCCAAAAGGUGUACAUUCAAAAAGUCUACAUUCAAGUUCAGCCACCAAAUGAUAACAUAAGAUGCUCAUCAUGUUUCAGUUUCCUCAUUCCAAUAGGUAGUUGGUUAUUCCCUGGAUUGGUAUCUAAAGAGAAUGAUGGAGCAUUAACUGAUCAAGUAAUUGGUUCAUUAGUUAACCAAACAAACCCUGAAAUCAAUGAACAAACAUUCAAUGUUGCAACACAACAUGAGGAACCAAAACUUAGUCAAUCAGUAGCCACAGGUACCAUAAAACAAACCAUUAAAAUUGAAGAUGGCUCAGGAAACCAAACAGUGCAAAUCAUUGAAGAUGUGGUCAUUCUUGAAGCAGGACCUCAAAAAAGUCAAGCUGCAACAAAGAAGAAACAUUUUUGGAAUAAUUGGGGUGUUAUAGGUGGUGGUGAUUCUAAGGUAUCUAAUACCAAGAAACCUGAAACUGCUUCUAAAGAAAAGAGUGAUUGGAAUGUUAUAGCUCCUGUUACUCGGGAUACUCUGUCGAAACAACCCGAAACCGACUUUGAAGACAAGAAACAGCCAGACCUUGAGGAAAUUAAAGUUGAUGGAGCAUUUACAGGACCUAGUGAAGAAGUAAUUCCCACUAUAACUGAAAGAACACCACUUCUAACUCAUAGUGAGCCACAUGUACAAACAAGUAACAAGACAUUGGAGAUUGUGAAAAGUAUUGUGUAUGGUGGUUUGACUGAAUUACUAGCAAGCCUUAGUGUUGUUACAUCUGCAGCCAGUGCUGAUGCUACCACAUUGAACAUUGUUGCACUUGCUAUUGCAAACUUGAUUGGGGGACUUUUUGCACUUGGUCAUAAUCUUAAGGAACUAAAAUCUGAUCAACCUAAAAGAAGCAACACAAAUGAAGUGGUGGAUAAAUACAAUGAAUUACUAGGACAAAGGGAGAAUUUCAUUCUUCAUGCUUUCAUUGCAAUCUUAUCAUUCAUUAUUUUUGGACUAGUACCACCAAUAGUAUAUGGAUUCACAUUUCAAGAAAGUGAUGAAAAGGAUUUCAAGCUAGCAGCAGUUGCAGGAGCUUCACUACUAUGCAUCACAUUGCUUUCCAUUGCCAAAACAUAUAUUAAGAGACCAAACAGUUACUUAACAUAUUUCCAAACAGUGUUUUACUAUGUUAGCACUGGUGCUGUUGCCUCAGUGCUUUCUUAUGUAGCUGGUGACAUGGUGAAGAAACUCAUUCAAAGACUUGGAUUGUUUGAACCAACAUCUAAAUUUGGAUGGGGAUCAUAUUAGAUAUGGAUUGUUGAAUUUGUUUGAGACAUUGAUUCAGGUUUUUUUUGUUGUUGUUGUUCAUUUUUGUUUUGGAUUUCAUUUUUUGUUGAUUGAGGAAAUUGCUAUUUUUUGUGUUACCAUUUUGUGAGACUACAAAUUAAAUUGAAUGAUGAGUUUUUAGUCAUGUUUAUGCUACAACAUCAUCUUUUGACUUAUAAAUGUACGAUUUUCGUGUGUAA